UUUUCUCGUUUAGUUUGGAAGUGUAGGUUUUGUUUGUUUGGGAGUUAAACAGAACUAUUGAAUAUAUUUGGAUAAUUUUAAUACAUUUUAAUAUUUGAUUAAAAUGAUACCAAAGGAGAUUUUAUCAGAUUUGAAAGAGUUAUUUGAAAAAGCAAAUAAGCUCACCAGUGAAGAGUACAAAAAUGAUCCGCCAGAUGAGCCGUACACAUCGCACUAUGCCGCACGUGAAUGUUACUCGCAACUACAGCGAGAUUUAGAUAACUUAAUUGCUUCCGUACAGGCCGAAGGUGGUGAGGGUGAUGCAGAGGAGUUUAUCUAUAAGGUUUUGUUGGCACAUAAUAUUCGUUCUUUGGCUCAAAUAUGUGUUUUCGUUGAGGAACCAAAUGGAGCGGAAGGACUACUUAUGACGGUUGUUGAAAUGCUCGAAGAGAAGCAUACAACAUCUGAAGCAAUCAUACCAUUUGUUGGCGCACUUACUGAUUUGGCAACAAUAACUGCUAAUCGCCGCGACUUCCAAUAUGCAUUCGAACAGUUAAAACGUGCCGAGGAUACGUAUAAGGCGUUCAAAGAAAGUGGUAAAAAUGCUUAUAGUUUGUCCGAUGUGUUGGGCACACCUGAUGAAACUGAACCUGAUAAGGGUAAUGAAGAUUUAGAAAAUUUGUAUACCCACUGCACAUUCUUUAUGGCACAAGUUUAUGCGCAUAUGUCACAAAUGGAAAAGUCAGCAUUCUACUGCAAUACCACGCUGCGUCGUCAAAUAACAUCAAAAAAUUUGGAUCACAUUGAUUGGGCAUUAAAUGCUGCUACGCUAUCGCAAUGUUAUAUCGGCCAUAAUGCCUUUAAGGCGGCAAGACAUCAAUUGUCAGCUGCCACCUAUGUCAUCAAGGAGUAUGAGAAAAAAAUGUUAACCGAUGAAAUGACCGAAGAACAACGUAACGAGACUACUGAAAACUAUAAACAUCGCUAUGCAGACAUUGCGCGUUGCUGGGCAAAAUAUGGCAUUAACUUACUGUGCGCUUCUAAAGAUCGUUUGGAACAGGAUAGCAUGGAAGUUGUAAGUGACGAUUUGAAAAAAUUAUCAAAUGAUCCUCAAAAUUAUCAGUACUCCAGUUUGAAAUUGGAUGAAUAUGAAAAACUUAUUACUGCUAAUUAUUGCUUAACCUUCGAAGAUGCUAAACCUAUUUACCAUUUUGUUAUUAAAUGGCUUGAUCGUGCUAAAGAUUAUUAUAAGAUCGAUGGUGAAGCAACAGAAUAUGCAAAAAUUAUUAUUGACUAUGCUGACUUGUACUUGUAUGUAUCGUUCUUCGAAGAGGAUCCGAUAAAUCAAAGUAAAAUGCUAAAACGUCGUGCUACCUAUUUCGAGGAACUAUCAGCAGUGCUUAAUCCCACAUUUUAUUUAGCAAUUUGCCGUGAAUGCUGGUUUGGAGCUGGUCUCACAUAUUCGAAAAUCUUAGAUAUAAAGCUAGAUAGUAUGGAAAAUACUGAGACUGCAACACUAGAAGCACAAAAGGCAAAUAAAAUAUGCCUCAAAGCUAUAAAACAUUUCGAAACCUAUGUUAAGUCAUAUGCAUUAGCAGAUGGAGUCACAAUGAAACCCAAUUUAGAUGUGGAUGAUGAACGAAAUGUUCUAAUGACAUAUAUGUAUUUAGGACGUUUGUAUUAUAAAAUAAUAUCAACUGAAGUGCCAGGGCAAUUGUUAUCAUCAAAUAACAGCUUGAAAUACUAUAAACUAUUCAUAGAGGAAUGCGCCAAACAUACUGAGGCUGCUAACACCCUUAAAGCAGAAAUUGGGGUUUCACGUGAAAUGUACCAGCUAUUACCAUUAAGAAUAUCUACUCUACGUGCUCGCCUUGCCGAGUCUCAACAAGCGAACUAAAUUUGUUUUUUGUACUAAUUUUUAAAUAUAUAUUUUAUAUUAUAUUGCAUUUA
This is a messenger RNA of Teleopsis dalmanni, 1929 nucleotides long. Its product is annotated as KIF-binding protein. Bases 104 to 1876 code for a protein of 590 amino acids. The transcript is spliced from 2 exons. The record is from RefSeq and is a predicted model, not a curated record. NCBI's taxonomy places the organism in Eukaryota, Metazoa, Arthropoda, Insecta, Diptera, Diopsidae.